AUGUCGUUCAGCUUCGGAAACGCAAGCUCUUCCAGCGCGCCCAACAACACGACAUCGACUGCGCCAGCUUCGGGCAGCCUUUUUGGAGCAGCUACAGGAACUCCUAGCUUCUCAUUCGGCUCUAUUGGUGGCUCUGCCAGUAACACCACAACCCCGACCAGCAGCGCAACCAAUAUGUUUGGUCAACAAAGCGGUGCCUCGGCGCCGAAGCCUGCCAGCAAUCUCUUCGGCGGCGGCGCAAACGCGAUCAACACUUCUACCACUCCCUCUUCUGGCGGUAUAUUCGGUGCUGGUGGCUCUACAACUCCUGCAACAGGUGGUCUUUUUGGGGGUGCUUCGUCUACCACGCCAGCGGCUACUUCAGCACCUUCUAGCGGUGGAUUGUUCGGUGGUGGUACCAGCAACUCAACGGCCCCUGCGUCUUCGGGACUGUUUGGAAACAAUGGGACUAAUGCAAACAAGCCAGCCACUGGUCUCUUCGGCGGUGGCAGCUCUUCUACCACUACUAGUAAUGGCGCUGGUCUGUUCGGCCAGAACAAUGCCAACCAGGCAGCGACAGCUACCCCUUCUUCUGCACCCACAAACCUUUUGGGAAACGCUGCCUCUGGGGCCGCAACGCCUGCUAAACCAACUUUCGCUUUACCAUCUACGACUCCAGCAGGGGCACCACCUGCCGACUCUUCGAAGCCUGCUGGUGGAUUAUUUGGGAACACAGGCGCGCAAGCAUCCAGUGGAAACUCUAGUCUAUUCGGCGGAGCGAAACCUGCGAGCACGUCUGCUCCUUCUGCCCAACCCAGCACUACAGCUGCUGCAUCACCCAGCGGUCUCUUCGGGGGUGCGCAGUCCGGAAGCGCUGCUCCUACCGGGGGUCUUUUCGGAGCGAAGCCGGCUUCAGCCUCUACCCCCGCAGCCGGAGGCCUAUUUGGUUCAAAGACUGAAGGGGCUCCGCCUGCUGCGACUUCGCAAGCCGGAAGCACGGCCUCCUUAUUCGGUGCCAAACCUGCAGCUCCAGCGACUACAACUCCAGGCUCGACACCGGCGAGUGGCCUCUUCGGCGGCGGCGCAACAACUUCUGCUGCCUCAGGCGCUUCUGCCACAACAACAGCUGGAGGUUUGUUUGGAAACAAACCUGCAACGACUGCAACUUCUACUGCAGCUCCGGCCACAACUUCAGCAAGCGCUGGCAGUCUUUUUGGCGGCGCCCCCAAGCCAUCUACUGAGUCAUCUACUUCGAAGUCAGCCGGUGGUCUGUUCGGAGCACCUGCAUCCAGUCAACCAGCCGGUUCUGCAGCUACCACAACUGCAACAACUGGUGCAACAACUACUACUACUGCCCCUGCGGUUGGCUCAACUCCUGCUGCUGCCAGCAGCCUGUUUGGUGCGAAGCCUGCCACAGACGCCAGCAAGGAUGCAGCUAAGUCUGCGACUUCCAGUGCCACCCCUGGGGCUCUAGGCGCUUCCACGACUGGCCCAACAUCCCAGAUGGCGCGACUCAAGAACAAAACUAUGGAGGACAUUGUUACACGUUGGGCAUCCGAUCUCUCCAAGUAUCAGAAGGAAUUCAAGGAGCAAGCCACCACUGUGUCGACCUGGGACAGAAGCCUCGUGGAUAACGGUGAGAAGAUUCAGAAGUUGUACUUGGAUACAUUCGAGGCUGAACGAGCCAGCCAUGAAAUCGAGCGACAACUUGCUGCUGUAGAAAGCCAGCAAGAUGAGCUCGAGGCUUGGUUGGACCGAUAUGAGUCUGAGGUUCAGGAUAUGUUUGCGAAACAGCUUGGUCCUGGCGAGCAGUUAGCUGGCCCUGACCAGGAACGGGAACGUACGUACAAGCUUGCGGAGAAGCUGACGCAACAAUUGGACGAAAAGUCGCGUGAUCUCUCCAAGAUGGUCAAGGAAAUCAAUGACAUCUCAGGAACAUUGAACAAGGGUGCAAAGCCUGAGGACCCUCUGAGCCAGAUUGUUCGGGUCCUGAAUGGUCACCUUACACAAUUGCAGUGGAUUGAUGCUAAUGCCUCGUCGCUGCAAGCCAAGGUUGCGGCUGCUCAGAAAUCAAGCAGUAACCUAGGAAGUCAUUAUGCUGGUUCUGAUAACGAUGCGGCAGAGAGCUUUUAUCGUUCUUAUAUGGGUCGACGAUGA
This is a messenger RNA of Fusarium fujikuroi IMI 58289, 2136 nucleotides long. RefSeq names its product related to nuclear pore protein NSP1. Bases 1 to 2136 code for a protein of 711 amino acids. Gene Ontology annotation, molecular function: phospholipid binding; structural constituent of nuclear pore. Lineage: Eukaryota; Fungi; Ascomycota; Sordariomycetes; Hypocreales; Nectriaceae. The record is from RefSeq and is a predicted model, not a curated record. The transcript is spliced from 2 exons. Gene Ontology annotation, cellular component: nuclear pore central transport channel; nuclear pore. Gene Ontology annotation, biological process: protein import into nucleus; RNA export from nucleus.